Molecule: messenger RNA, 675 nt
Organism: Ylistrum balloti
Lineage: Eukaryota; Metazoa; Mollusca; Bivalvia; Pectinida; Pectinidae
Product: type I iodothyronine deiodinase-like
Exons: 1
Molecular function (GO): thyroxine 5'-deiodinase activity
Source: RefSeq, a predicted model, not a curated record
AUGAUAUUUUUCUCUGCGGUGCUGUUUAGCAUCCCCAUUCUUGAUAAAGUUUUAUUGAGAUUCAUGAAGAAAUUUCCGUAUCCGGGAUUAGAACAAUUAGACCUAUAUCCUACCUUCUCCAUGCUUCGUGAACGUUUCUGGCCAUUGGUAUAUGACUCGUGGUCACGUGAGAUUCAGGUCGGGGGAAAGGUUAAAGACACGGAUUUGUAUGACCCCUUGACCAAAACUGUCGUGAAGCUGCUAAGUUUUCAAAAGUCAGGACGCCCUCUGGUAUUGAACUUUGGAAGCUGCUCAUGACCCCCGUUUCUGGUAACUCUCGCGGAGUUCAAGCAGGUAGUCCGAGAGUUUGCCGACAUAGCCGACUUCAUAACCAUUUAUAUCGCAGAAGCACAUGCUUCAGAUGGAUGGAAAAUUGAAAAUUUUUCGGAUAUCGAUAAGCACAAAACGUUGGAUGACCGUGUGAAAGCAUCCGACAGACUUCGGACACGCGACAUGCCGUGUCCGGUACUAGUAGAUCCAAUGGAUGACCAAAACAGCAAGAUAUAUGCCGCGUUGCCGGAAAGGUUGUAUAUAAUAUAUGGUUCCACUGUGGUGUACGCCGGAAGCUGGGGUCCAUUGAGUUAUAAACCAAGCCAAGUAAAAUCAUGGCUCCAGAAGUUCAGAAACGAUAAUUAA